GAAGUGCGACAACAUGGACGACGAGGAGGAAACGUAUCGGCUGUGGAAGAUCCGCAAGACUAUCAUGCAGGCGAGUUGCAUGGGGAGGUUUUGAGCGAGCGCUGAGCUGUGGACUAACUGCGGUUGUCUGUCCGCUCAGCCCAGCCUCCAAUGGGGGCUAAUCCUCUUGCUUCAGCCUCCCAGCUGUGUCAUGACCGAGGCUACCUGGUGACCCAGGAUGAGCUGGACCAGACACUUGAAGAGUUCAAGGCACAGUUUGGGGACAAGCCCAGCGAAGGACGGCCGAGGCGCACAGACCUCACCGUGCUGGUGGCCCACAACGAUGAUCCCACAGACCAGAUGUUUGUCUUCUUCCCAGAGGAGCCCAAGGUGGGCAUCAAGACCAUCAAGGUGUACUGCCAGCGCAUGCAGGAGGAGAACAUCACACGGGCGCUGAUCGUGGUGCAGCAGGGCAUGACACCCUCCGCCAAGCAGUCCCUGGUAGACAUGGCCCCUAAGUACGUGCUAGAACAGUUUCUACAGCAGGAGCUGCUCAUCAAUAUCACAGAACAUGAGCUAGUCCCUGAGCACGUGGUCAUGACCAAGGAGGAGGUGACGGAACUGCUGGCGCGAUACAAGCUCCGUGAGAGCCAGCUGCCCAGGAUCCAGGCUGGGGACCCGGUGGCACGGUACUUCGGGAUCAAGCGAGGGCAGGUGAGAAGCCAUAGCCGUUGUUCCCCUCGCUCUCGCUCUCUCUCUCUGAAGCCAGCGUCACUAUGGCCAGAGGACAGUUGUCCCUCGCCACUGAUGCCCAAGGCCCUGCCACUCCCCGCUCUACCUGCUCCCACAGGUUGUGAAGAUUAUCCGCCCCAGUGAGACAGCCGGCCGGUACAUCACCUACCGCCUGGUGCAGUAGCUGCAGGUGAGCCCCAGCAGAAUGAGGGUUUGGUGCUGGAUGACCCCGCUGCCUACCCUCGAUGCGGUAGAGGGUCUGAGCUGCACCCACAAAAAUAAAAUAACAGAAAGGCAGGCUUGAAUCCUAGUGCCCAGGGUGGGUAGAGCCAGGCAGAUUUCUGAGGUCCAGGCCAGCCAGGGCUACAGAGUAAAGAAGAAAAAGAAAAAACAAAAAAACCUGUACUAUUACCAGGGGAAAUCUAGUACUCUGGAGACUGAAGCAGGAGGAUUGCUGCAAUUGAAGGCAAGUUUGUGGACUCUUCGGUGUUGGGAGAGUCUCUUCUGGAAAA
Rattus norvegicus (Norway rat) is the source of this 1223-nucleotide messenger RNA. Lineage: Eukaryota; Metazoa; Chordata; Mammalia; Rodentia; Muridae. The record is from RefSeq and is a predicted model, not a curated record.